Messenger RNA from Neopelma chrysocephalum (saffron-crested tyrant-manakin), 2373 nucleotides. It is a transcript of the gene UBE2B, whose product is annotated as ubiquitin conjugating enzyme E2 B. The transcript has 6 exons. Bases 64 to 522 code for a protein of 152 amino acids. Lineage: Eukaryota; Metazoa; Chordata; Aves; Passeriformes; Pipridae. The record is from RefSeq and is a predicted model, not a curated record. Gene Ontology annotation, cellular component: HULC complex. Gene Ontology annotation, molecular function: ubiquitin conjugating enzyme activity. Gene Ontology annotation, biological process: proteasome-mediated ubiquitin-dependent protein catabolic process; protein polyubiquitination; DNA repair.
CCCGGCGGGCGCGGAGGGAGCGCGGGCCGAGGCGGCGCGGCGGCCGCGGACUCUUUGCCCGCCAUGUCCACCCCGGCCCGGCGGCGGCUGAUGCGCGACUUCAAGAGAUUGCAAGAGGACCCUCCUGUGGGUGUCAGUGGUGCACCAUCCGAGAAUAAUAUAAUGCAGUGGAAUGCAGUUAUAUUUGGGCCAGAAGGGACACCUUUUGAAGAUGGUACUUUUAAACUAGUAAUAGAAUUCUCCGAAGAAUAUCCAAAUAAACCUCCAACUGUUAGGUUUCUAUCAAAAAUGUUCCAUCCAAAUGUGUAUGCGGAUGGCAGCAUAUGUUUAGAUAUUCUUCAGAACCGCUGGAGUCCAACAUAUGAUGUUUCAUCUAUUUUAACUUCAAUUCAGUCUCUGCUUGAUGAACCCAAUCCAAACAGUCCAGCAAACAGUCAGGCAGCACAGCUUUACCAGGAGAACAAACGUGAAUAUGAGAAAAGAGUUUCAGCUAUUGUGGAACAAAGUUGGAAUGAUUCGUAACAGCUGCUGUGUUACUCUCCAUCCUCAUAAUCCUUAUGUACAAUUUAACUCUCAGUAGAAAGGCUACCAGAAAUUUCAAGUGCCACAGUUCUAUGAAUUUGCAUAAAACCUCAUUUGCAAACAAAAUUAAGCCCUCCAGUUUAGGAAAGCUAAAAGCUUGUGUAUCUCGAUUAACGUCCUUUUUAUUGCAUGGUAUGAACUAAGUUAUUGCUACAUAAAUUUGUAAUAUAUCCUGUUUGUAUUUUUUUUCCAAGUGUAUAAUGUUGGUGUGGAGUUUUCAUGACAGAAUAUACACAUUUUGUAAAUCUGUACUUUUUCAAAUAUUGAAUGCCUUAUUUUUGAAUUCUUUAGAUUUUUAAAUUGGAGAAAAAGCACUUAAAGUUUUUAUAUAUGAAUAUUUCAUGUAAAACUGUUAAAUACAUAACCUUAGUGCAAGACAUUCUGCUCUCACUCUGUAUCUGUUUCCAAGGGCUCAUUUUUAGUCCAUUUUCCCUUCAUCUGUGCUGAUGAUACCAUGCACUUUACAAACAGGAAAGUUAAUCCAUGAUGUAACUGUCUCCACGGGAUGUCUUUGCUUCUGCACCAGAGCUUAGCUUGAUUCUGUGUGUCCUCAGUUGUAUGAGGAAGAGUUUUGGUAGCUGCUAAUGACAAAUGGGGAAACAGAUUUAACUAUUUUGCUCAAACUCCCACUUUAAACCAGCAGGGGAGUUGGAAACACCACCUGGAUGAACCAGGCUUGGUUUUAUUUUUCAGGGAGAUUGCAUUUAACCAAGUUGUAAAAUGUUGUCAUCUAAAUCUGUCCUAUAUUCACACACUGUAAUAUAGUUUUGAAUACCUUCCAGUAAUUAAAGAGGUGUCCCACUAGUUUCCCUUGGGGGUGGGGAAAAAAUUAAUCACCAACAGAAGAAAACAUGCCUGCAGAUUUAAUGGAGGUAUUCUUUGAGGCUUGGCUGUGCAUUACCUGGUCAGGUCUCAUGUCUGUAUCACAGAGGUUCCACAUUCUCCUAAACUGCUGGUUUUAAAGAAGUUUGGCUUUGCUUUUGGAAGUGUUGAUGUGGUGGUAAUUUCUUACUGUAUUCUGUAAAUCAGGCUGGAUGACUACAGUAAAGAAUUAGGCCAUUUUUUUUUCUUCCAGCAGCAAAAUUGUAACCCCUUUGUCAUAAUUCCAACCAGCAUUACAUAUAUAUUAAAACCUCCAAAUCCUAUACCAAAAUACAGCUCAGUGUUGCCUGGAAAGCAGUGGAAGUUUAUUUCAGCUAGAAGAGAAAAUGUUUAUUUGCAACAGUCAUGACUAAAAGCCUCAAUGCACUGGAACAGGAAUAUCAAUUUACAUCUCACACCUUGUGAAGUUCUGUGAUUUCUAGGAGCAGCACUCUCAGGUUUAAAACCAGCACUCAGAUUAUUGUCAAGGCUCUUAGGAGCUUGUGGAGUAAAACUGCUCUGGCUUAGACAGGAAUUAGUGUGCACAGCCACAGUAACAGAAGCAUCAGCGCUAAGUAACAACUGAACUACACUCCCAUGAAGUCAGUUUGCUUUCCUUGAGUUGGUGAAUUUGUGUUUAAAAAUUCUUCAAUCUGUGUCUGAUUAACAGAAGCCACAGAGGAUCCAAUUUGCCUUUUGGCUGUGGUGGAGUUACAGUAACACUGGCAAAGUGGUGCUGCAGGGCCUGAAGCAGCAUCAGGGCAGAGAUAUUUGUUCACAAUGUGGAAAAGCUUCCUGUUUCUAAGAAUUAAUCGAAGCUUUGAAGAUGAUUUUUUUAAAUUUUGCCUCCUGUUUCAGUAUUUUUGUUCCUCUGACGUGUGCACGAGAGUCAUUAGUGUCCACAUUAAUUUGAUUAUUCCUGGACAGCCA